Malurus melanocephalus (red-backed fairy wren) is the source of this 1954-nucleotide messenger RNA. RefSeq names its product interleukin 12 receptor subunit beta 1 (gene IL12RB1). NCBI's taxonomy places the organism in Eukaryota, Metazoa, Chordata, Aves, Passeriformes, Maluridae. The record is from RefSeq and is a predicted model, not a curated record. Gene Ontology annotation, molecular function: protein binding. The transcript has 12 exons. Bases 27 to 1769 code for a protein of 580 amino acids.
UCAAGCUGGAUCCACCCCCCUCUGGGAUGCCMUUCUCCAAGGCUGGUGGCCAGCUGAGGGUCAGGGUGCCACGGCCGCAGUGCCACGGCCUGGAGCAGCCACCACAGAGGGAGGCUCGCUUCUGGAGGGUGGGACACAGCGGCUGGACACAGGUGACAUGUGAGACUGUGACAGUGACAGGUGAAGCUGACUCAGUGACCUGUGCCCUGGGGRUAAACGGCACCUUCGUGGUCCAGCUCCGGCACAAACCUCCCACCUGGAGCAGCUACUGGAGCGACUGGAGCAGYAACAUCUCUGUCCCCGAGGAAAUCCGGCAGAGCCCGGUGCUGACCCACCAACUGGGCAAACUGGGGAGAGACGGGCAGCGGGUGCUGCGGCUGAGCUGGCAGCCRGUCCUCAAGGAGCAAAGGGAUGUCMGCUACAAGCUGGAUGUGCACAUGCCGGCGUGCGGCUGCGCGGAGCCGGACGAGGAGGACGCCGCGGUGCUGGGCUGGGAGGACACAGAGCACAACCUCACCCUCUCCGGGGCMGAGUACAAAAUCCUGCUGACCGCGGUCAACGCCGCGGGGCCGGGGCCGGCGCGGCAGCUCCGUGUGCCGGCAGGACAGCACGCAGAUCUCGGCUUCAAGGACAUCAGCGUGGCMGGCGGCACCGUGAGGGCGCGGUGGGAAGCGCCGGUCCCCGGCGACGCCUUCUGCUUCGAGCAGCAGGCACUGCCAGACCCCCCAAAAACGGGAGUCUGCGUCCAGCAGGARUUCCGUGCCAACAGCAGCCGCGUGGAGAGAGGGACACUGGGAGCACCGGGGUGUCACCGCCUCGCCGUGCACGGCUGGGACGCGGAGCGGGGCUGGGCCACCUUCGCCCURUGGCACCACUACGCCGGCAACGACUCGCUGGCCGUGCCCUUCAACAUCAGCGCCGCAGACGCCGCCGUCACCCUCCAGUGGAGCCCGUCCCCACGGGCCACCUGYCCCGGAGCGCUGGCCAAGUACCUCGUCUGCCACGCGGCCGAGGGGGACAACCUGACCUACAGCGAAGUGGAUGCCGCAGCAUCAAAUUUCACCCUCCGAAACCUCCAGCCCGGCACAGCCUACAGGGUGGGCGUGUGGGAGGUGACACAGGACAGCGAGGGGACCUGCAGUGCYUGGUGGCGCUUCCAGACCAAGGCGCUGGGUCCCCAGGGAGCAGCGUGGAGAGGCAACCUGAAGUACCUGGGAAUCUCUCUUGGGCUCCCCGCCGCGGCUGCCAUCUACCACCUGAGCAAAAAGAGGGCUCGCCGCCUCCUCUUCCCACCCCUUCCCAAGCCCGUGGGCACCAAAGCCAUCCAGUUCUCCGCCGGCGAGAUGAGGCAGGGCCAGCCCCGGCCGGGCCUCCUGGAGCCCUCGGAAAGGUUCAACCCAGCCGAGCUGCUGCUGCCGGAGCCCAAUCCCAGCGAGGAGGAGGCUGACACGGGCACAGGGACCGCGGUGGCACAGCCCGAGGAGCCGCAGCCGUGCCCAGCGCUGGAAAAACCGGCGGAGGUGGCGGUGUCCCCGCCGGGCUGUGCGGAGGAGCUGCCCUUCGCCUACCGCAGGCAGGAGAUGCUGAGCCCGGCGGGAUCUCCGGUGCCCGGGGAGGAGGAGGAGGAGGAGGAGAAGGAGGAGAAGGAGGAGGAAGAGGAAGAGAACGGGAGGCAAGGGCCGCACCGACCGCUGAUCCCCAUCGCUCUGCUCAUCUCCGACAAACCCAUCAUCAUCAGGGAUGGGGAAGGAUGGGAUCCCGCUCCGUAGCCGUCACCGGGCUGGAGCGGGGGGACGGACGGCAGGAGGGGACAGGGGUGUCCCCUGGAAUGCUGAGUGUCUGUGCGGGAUGCUGAGCGCCCGGCCCCGGAGCUCAGGGUCACACCGGCACCUCCAGGGGRUUUUCUGGUUUCCAGGACGUGGAAAGCGAUGCUCGUGGAGGGAGCAUCGCACCG